Molecule: messenger RNA, 5177 nt
Organism: Athene cunicularia (burrowing owl)
Lineage: Eukaryota; Metazoa; Chordata; Aves; Strigiformes; Strigidae
Gene: TFRC
Product: transferrin receptor
Exons: 18
Coding region: 193-2523 (776 amino acids)
Biological process (GO): iron ion transport; intracellular iron ion homeostasis
Cellular component (GO): external side of plasma membrane
Source: RefSeq, a predicted model, not a curated record
AAGGCUGAUGUAGAUUCACCAAUAUUGUGAUUUAUGUAGAAAUAUGUAUGUAAAAUCCAAUGGCAAGUGUUGCACUAGUGGCAGUGACUGACCUUGGACAUCUUAUGUAAUGGCAGGGGAACAGCCUGACUUGACUUGUUUUGUUUUGAACUUCUAGGGCUUUGGUCAAGCUGGUGGGCACUCCUGAAGGCAAUGGACCAUGCCAGAGUGGCAAUCUCUAACUUGUUUGGUGGUGAGCCGAAGUCAUACACGCGCUUUAGCAUUGCCCGGCAAAUGGAUGGAGACAACAGCCAUGUGGAGAUGAAUCUAUCUGCUGAUGAUGAGGAAGGAGGGGAAACUGGGAGACCGGAGCACCUGCACACCAGCAUGCCUCCUCCAUGGAGGAUUGACAAGAACCGCUGCUUCCUAAUCAUCACAGCUGUCCUCCUCCUUUUGAUUGGGUUUCUGAUUGGCUACUUGAGUUAUCGUGGACGAAUGCAGAAGGACAGCAGGUGUCUGGAUGGAAGUGGCAAGUGUGAGAUGACUCCUACCGCAUCUUACUUAGUGGAUGAUAAUGAAGCUGCCGAAGAGGUUCCUGGACCACCUGUUUUAUACUGGCCUGACCUCAGAAAGCUGUUGUCAGAUAAGCUGUCAACCUCGCAUCUUGAGAACAGCUUGAGGCUCAGAGCAAGUAAGUACUCUUGUGAAGCUGGUCAGAGUGAAGAUGAGAGCCUUGCCAUGUACAUCCAUGAACAGUUUGAGAGAUUCUCCUUGGAUGAAGUGUGGAAUGAUGAGCACUACAUUAAGCUGCAGGUCAAAGGCAGUAGUGACAACAUUGUGUCUACUUUGAAAGAUGGUAAAGAGGAGGAACUGGAGCGUCCCAGUGCAUAUGUGGCAUACAGCAAGAGUGGCUCAGUUUCUGGCAAACCAGUCCAUAUGAAUUACGGACUGAAAGCUGAUUUUCAGAAGAUAAAGAAUCUGGAUAUUUCACUGAAUGAAACUAUAAUCAUCUUCAGAGCUGGAAAAAUAACUCUUGCUGAGAAGGUUGCAAAUGCCAAAGAGGCAGGAGCAGUUGGUGCCCUGAUGUACCUGGAUCCCUACGAUUACAGGAACGCAGAGGGCCUUGUCCCCUUUGGACAUGCCCACCUUGGAACCGGAGACCCUUUCACCCCAGGCUUCCCUUCUUUCAACCAUACCCAGUUCCCACCAGUGGAAUCUUCUGGACUACCUCGCAUUGCUGUUCAGACUAUCUCUAGCCAAGCACUAGUCAAGCUGUUCAGUAAAAUGGAUGGAGAGAGAUGCCCUCUGGAUUGGAAAAGUGAGAUCUUUGGAUGUAAGGUGAUGCCGAGUAGCACGAGCAACUUCACAGUGAAACUGAGUGUGAACAAUGUUAUGGUGGACAGGAAGAUUCUGAACAUCUUCGGUGCUAUCAAGGGAUUUGAAGAGCCAGAUCGGUAUGUUGUGAUCGGAGCCCAGAGAGACUCCUGGGGCCCUGGAGCGGCCAAGGCUGGCGUUGGAACUGCCAUCUUGUUGGAACUUGCCCGUGUGAUUUCAGACAUGGUGAAAAAAGAUGGCUACAAACCAAGGCGCAGCAUCAUCUUUGCUAGCUGGAGUGCAGGAGAGUACGGAGCUGUGGGUGCUACUGAGUGGCUGGAGGGGUACUCUGCCACACUGCAUGCCAGAGCCUUCACUUACAUUAACUUGGAUGCCGCUGUCCUAGGUGUCAACCACAUGAAGAUUUCUGCUAGCCCAUUGCUGUACACAUUGCUGGAGAGAACUUUGAAAGGGGUGAAGGACCCAGUGGAGGAAUCGAAAAGCCUGUAUGACAGAGUUGGCUCUGACUGGGUAAAAACAGUUGUUCCCCUUGGUCUGGAUAAUGCAGCAUUCCCUGUCCUGACGUACUCAGGAAUUCCGGUGGUUUCCUUUGGUUUCUACAAUAAAGGUGAGGAAUAUGCCUUCUUGGGCACCACUCAGGACACUUUGGACAACCUGAAGAAGAUUGACAAGUUGUAUGCUCUUAUGCGUGCUGCUGCAGAAGUCGCUGGACAAAUAGCUCUCAGGCUGACCCAUGAUCAUGAGCUCUUCCUGGACUUUGAGAGAUACGAUGAAGAAUUGCUAGCAUUCCAGGAGAAGAUUUUGCCCUACUAUAACGAUGUGAAGGAGCUGGGGCUGACCUUGAACUGGCUGUUUUUUGCCCGUGGUGACUUCCAGCGAGCUACAGAUUCACUGAGAAACGACAUCUCAAACAGCGACAGGGAAAACAGGAUCAUCCGCAGAGCCCUGAAUGACAGGAUCAUGAAGGUGGAGUAUGACUUCCUCUCCCCGUACAUCUCACCAAAAGAUGCUCCCUUCCGCCACAUCUUCUUUGGCAAAGGCUCCCACACCCUGCAGAGCCUGCUGGAGAACCUGCAGCUGCUGAGAACCAGCAGGGACAGCGUGGACGUGAACAUGCUGAAAGAGCAGCUGGCCCUGGCGACCUGGACCAUUAAAGGGGCUGCCAGUGCCUUAGUGGGUGAUAUCUGGAAUACAGACAAUGAAUUCUAGAUGCAGCAAACAUGUAGUUAAGGUACAGGAUUAGGGAAACCCACUCCCUAAUACGACAUUUUUCCAUAGAUUUUCUGGCAACAAAUCUUUUUUGACCAAAGUUGAGCAUAAAAUUUAAAUCUCACCUUGACAAAUUCACAGGAGGCAUGUUUGAAGCAGGUACUAAGAUUACCAUGAAAUCUCUGACCAGGCUCCCAUCUGACCACAGUCCAAACUGGUUGCCUACACCUGCCUGUGGGGCUUGCUCUCCAGCAUACUUGAGAACUAACAGCUCAGGUAACUCCUGAACCGGUACCUUGAGUGGGGAGGUACCUCAUCUAUUUAGGGUUUUAAUUGUUGGCCCCCUAAACCUACUGACAAAACAGGGAAUGGAUUCCUCUUAACGCUUGUAAUAGGGAUCCCUUCCCUGGCAGGGAGCUGCAGAGACCAACCUGUAGUUCAGAAGUAAAACAACCUAGUAAUAGCCCGCAAGUGCUGGAUUAUCAGCAAGCUCUGAAGUGCCCAGCCUGCCUUUACUCAACAGCAAGGUCCCAACGACACCUUGGAGUCUUGCUUCUGCUGAGGCAGGUCUCAGUACCCUGGGAAAAUGACCCAAAGAUUAUCUAAUGCCCCCUUUAUGUCCUUAGCUGGCAGCUCAGUGCGUCUUGCAGCAUUGAGGAAUGGCUCUAGACUGGCAUUUCAGACCUUGCUGCUCUGGGGCCUUUUGUGAAAUCGAGUCUCUUGCUGGCCAAACCCUGUUUGACUGAUGCCAUUUUGCAGGAUGGCUCUUGUUUGGCACUGAGAUAUUUAUUUUAUGUAUUUAUUUAUCAGUGACAGCGUUCACUAUAAAUGGUGUGGUUUUUUUAUAGAAGAUAAUUAUCGGAAGCAGUGCCUUCCAUAAUUAUGACAGUUAUACUGUCGUUUUUGAAUAAAGCAGCAUCUGCUAUUACAAUCAAACAUGGUACUGGAACUUUGCGUCUAAAAUAAUCUAAACAGGCCCCUCAAAAAAAAAAAAAAGUUUUGAAAACUAGCAAUUAAGCUUUCUGUGACAAAAACACCUCUUUGGCAGAAACUUGGAAGUAUAAACCUGGUAGCAAGUCUCCAAGUUCUGCUCCAAAGUGAUCCCUGAAGUGCUGCUGGGUGGAAACUCAAAUGCUAGAAAUUUGGCUUUUCUGCAGUGUCCAUGCCCCUCUGGGCUUCGGACUCCCUCAUUGCUUUCCUUUCGGACGCCCUGUACUCCGUGGGGAGCACAGCUUCCUUCCUGGCCCCGGCCCAGGGGCUUGCUGUGUAGGCCUAGCUCCACCUGUGGCAACACACACAAACUUCUUGUACCUCAGUUUAGGCAUUGGCACAAUUUUUAAAUGGCAGCUUCCUGCAAAUUUCCAGUACUUUAUGUAUCAUGAAACCUAACUGACAUUAUCGGAGGCAGUGUCUUCCAUAAUGUGUAAAGAACAAGGUAGUUUUUGCCUACCACGGUGUUAUAUCGGAGGCAGUGACCUCCAUAUGUUGCACUAUGGGUGUACGUAAUUAUCGGGGACAGUGUUUCCCAUAAUUGUUCUAUGCUUAUCAUGCAAUGUCAUCUGCAAAGCUUGAUGGUUAGUAUCUAACAUGGAUCAAUUUCCUGCAGUCCUAUUUUUCCACUCUCCUGUGGUGAUGCAGAUACAAACUUCGAUCUGUAAUGUGCUUCCUUAGACUCUACCUUCUCUGUAGGCUGAACUCUUUCAAAUAGCUGUGCUGUCUUGAAGUGGCUUCCUGCCUCCAGUCACAGGACUGGUGAUUGAAUGUUUAGUGGAAACUAGGCUAGUUAGGCUGUGUGCUCUGUGAUUUAGUAAACUUCAUUCAAAUUAGUUACAAAGACUUGGGGAAUUAAAAGGCAAAUGUAGGGCUGGGGGCUGACAGCUCUCUGGAGGGCUCUGCUGCCCACUCUAGGUGGGUGUGCAUGCUACUAAAGAGCCUUGGCCUGCUUUGGCACUGUGGGGGCUGGUGUGUGGGCAUGGCAAGCUACUCCCCAGGGCUCCUUGGGAACUCAGGUCUUGCCUCCUGGGUGUCAAGUGGAAGGGGGUGAAGUCAGUGGCACUUUCUGGUGCCCCUCUGCUCCCUGACUGGAAGCUGAACACUGCUCUGUGUGCCCAGGCAACAGCUGGUCCUGUGCUCUGCAAACAGUUUGAUCUGGUGUUUAAAUCUAAACCAGGCGAGUGGCCUGAGCCCCAGCAGUAGUUCCUGGGGGAAAGAAUGUUUUUCAGCUGGAGCAGAGACCUGGGCAAGGACAAGCCCCCAGCCUAGUUACUGAACUCAGUGCUUUUCAGCUGUCUCUAGAAGCCUGAUGCCUAGGUUUGUGCGACUCCCUGCUCUUCCUUAACUACCCUGCUGCCUGAGGCAUGUGUGCAGCCCCUGGCUGUGGUAGUUUCCUAGUGACACUUCCCUGGAUGGCAUUUAAGAGCUGCUGUCUGGGAGUCCUCACUGUAGUGUUUGCAUGCAUCUUGAUGUCACUUAAUCAUGCGCUUUAUAGCCAGCAGAGAAAGACAAAGCCUGUCUCCUGGCUAGGCAGCACAACCAUGACUCUUGGGAUGUUGGAGUGCCUUGCUCAGUGCUGGCAUUUGACUGGUGUGGGGUGCUAAACUCUUGUUUCUGGAUUACCUGCUGUCUGCUUGAAUAAAGUUUUAAACUUUGAAAAA